Molecule: messenger RNA, 3615 nt
Organism: Amblyraja radiata (thorny skate)
Lineage: Eukaryota; Metazoa; Chordata; Chondrichthyes; Rajiformes; Rajidae
Gene: htatsf1
Product: HIV-1 Tat specific factor 1
Exons: 9
Coding region: 60-1484 (474 amino acids)
Biological process (GO): mRNA splicing, via spliceosome
Cellular component (GO): U2 snRNP; U2-type spliceosomal complex
Molecular function (GO): RNA binding
Source: RefSeq, a predicted model, not a curated record
GGGGUGAGAGUUGAGCUGCGGCCCGGGGCGGAGCGGAGGCCUCUUUGCCUGUGGAGUAGAUGAGCGGCGACCCGGCGAUGAGCGGCGACCCGGCCAACGCUGACUUUUACGAGCAGCUGCGAUUGCAGCAGCUACACGAGCGGGGUGGACAUGUGGGGGACGGCAAAACGAUGGUGGAUGAGGACGGCACGGAGUUCGAGUGGGACGAGGAGAAGAGGGCCUGGUUCCCCAAGAUAACUGAAGACUUUCUGGCAAAUUAUCAAGCGAAUUAUGGCUUCAUUGAAGAAACCUCUGCUGAUUCUGGAGGUGGCGCCACUAACACGGAGAAGUCUGGUGUGACUGAGAAGCCUUCGGGGCUCAGUACGUCUCAGAAAGACGCAAAAGGAGAAAAGAGGAAAGCUGAUGCGGGCUGGAUUGACGUUGAAGAACAGAAGAACACAAGUGUGUAUAUCACUGGAUUACCUCCAGACAUCACACCUGAUGAAUUUGUGGAGCUUAUGUCAAAGUAUGGGAUCAUCAUGCAAAAUCCAGAAACACUAGAAUAUAAAGUUAAAUUGUACAAGGACAAAGAAGGAAAUCUCAAGGGAGAUGGACUCUGCUCCUACCUAAAGAAAGAAUCUAUAGAUCUUGCACUCAAAUUUUUGGAUGAAACUGAGAUGAGGGGAUACAAGAUUCAUGUUGAAAUUGCCAGGUUUGAAAUGAAAGGAGAAUUUGAUGCCCGCAAAAAGAAGAAGAAAAGCAGAGAUUAUAAGAAGAAAUUGCUCAUGCAAAAGAAGCAGCUGGAUUGGAGACCAGAGAAGAAAGCUGGCCAAUCACGAUUAAGGCAUGAAAGAGUUAUUAUUCUUUGGAACAUGUUUCAUCCAACAGAUUUUGAGGCUGAUCCCAUGAUUAUAACUGAGAUCCAAGAAGACCUUAGAGUGGAAUGUGAAAAGUUUGGUCAAGUCAAGAAAGUACUUUUGUUUGAUAGACACCCCGAUGGAGUGGCCUCGGUGGCAUUUAAAGAACCAGAAGAAGCUGAUCAGUGUAAGCUUGUUCUUAAUGGAAGAUGGUUUGGUGGGCGCCAGAUAAUUGCUGAAACGUGGGAUGGUGUCGUGGAUUAUCAGGUUGACGAGACUGUAAAGGAAAGAGAGUAUCGAUUAAAAACCUGGGGGUCAUUUUUGGAUGAUGACCCAUCCAAGGUUAAAUCGGAUGACCAGAAGGCAGCACAGGCAAGCAACCAGGCACCUGUAGGAUUGUCUGCUGCCCCAGAAGAUGGAACACAAACUUCAGCAGAUGUUGGAGAACCAUCAGUAGACAGCUCAGCACCUUCGCAGGACUCUGUGGCUCCAUUAGUAGAUUGUGUGGCACCUUCAGAGAACGGUAAACAGCAGGGAGUGGUUGAUUCUGCAGCCGCAGUGGAAGAGGCAGAUGAAAAUUGUAAUGAGGAAGAUUUAUCAACAGAUAGUAGUAUUGAUGGGAGUGAUGAUGCAGAAGAGGAGGCAUGAAUGCUUAAAGGACUUUGUUUAAUAGCUGCUUUAAAUCAUUUUUACCUGGCAGAUUAUGAAAGAUGAGGUCCCAUUGCUGCAAACCUAGAAUAAUGGACCAUUAAAGACAUCCAGUCCAUCCAGCCUGCUUCACCCGGCUGUGAUGUCUCGUAGAAGAAAAAAUAUACAUCCUACCACAAAAUCUUCUGAGAUAGAGCAAGACAAAGAACACACGAACAACUCGGACUGGUUUAAAAAAAAUUGGGAUAGGGGUUGGAAUAGAAAAUAGGACUGCUUAAUAAAAGAGGUAAAGACCAUUGUUUCUACUUUGGGUCUUAAAUAUAAAUUAAUUUAAAGUGAACUUCCAUGUUUUAAAGGCACGUUUUCUUUCAACAGGCAUUUUAAAACAAACUAGGUAAGCAGAAUCAAUUCUAAUAACAAUUGAUUUCUCCUUUGGUGGUUCAUUGCUGUGAUCUAGUAUCAGAGCAUCUGAAAAAUGAUACUGGACAUCUUGUCCAGUUUUUGAUUUGAAUACAGCUCAAUGCACAUUAAUACAGUGUAUGUGUGUUGUAAUAUUAUUAAGAUCCAGGUUUUUGGUGACUUCCUUGGGAACUCCUGACAUUAGAGAGAAGAAGGUGGCACAAUGGUAGAUUUGCCACCUUACAGUGCCAGAGACCUCGGUUUGGUCCUGACUAUGGGUGCUGUCUGUACAGAGUUUGUACGUUCUCCCCAUGACCAUGUGGAUUUUCUCCGGGUGCUCCGGUUUCGUCCCACACUCUGAAGACAUAAAGGUUUGUAGGUUAAUUGGCUAUUAUAAUUGUAAAUUGUCCCUGGUUUGUUGGAUAGUGCUAGUGUACAGCGAUCACUGGUCAGCACGGACUCGGUUGGCCGAAGGGCCUGUUUCCGCGCUGUAUCUCUAAACUAAACUAAACUAUAUUUUGACCACCUGAAAGAUACGUUGAAAUAAAUCAAUAGUAUCAAGCCUUGUUCUAAGGUAGACCAGCAUCUGCAGUUCCUUCUUAAACAAACCUUGUUCUAAUACAUUUUGUCAACAUUCUCAUAAACAAAAUGGAUUUGAAUGGAAAAAAAUAUCACUGGUCCAUGCAGCUAAAUUCGUCCAGUAUUCCUGUUGUUUGAGUGAUUACAUAUUUUUGGAUUGUUUCCCGCAGCUCCUGUGAAUUUUGUAAGUGUUGGUUAUGUCCAUAAUGUCUUUAUUCUUACUUUAUAUUUUCACUCCAUGUCACAUUUUGCAGUGUGUUUUUGUUUGCUUUUGAUUUAAUUCAAAGUGGUCUUUACAAACUACUCAUUCUGCAUCAGGCUUUCGUGAUGUGCCAUUGGGGACUAUAGUGUUUUUAUUUUUUAAUUGUAUUUGAGAUGAUGCUGGUAGCAUUUUUACUGUGCCUAUUUCCAACCCGCCUCUUUAAAUUUGUUCACGGUCAGAGCUUCCAAAAUGUUAUUAUGUGAAGAAUUUUGAAACGUUUUGAUACGAAAGGCAAACUAGAAUGUUAUUGUGAGGAAUGGAUAAAUCCUUUUAGAAAUAAAAUAUUGGAAGUUAAUGCCAAAUCUCAUAAUUUUUGGUGAUCUUUUGGGAUUUGCGAAGUGAAAACAUAAUCAUUAAACAUUCAGGUGCACUUUCAGUGCAUUUUAAGGUGGACUUUUGACAUCACAAAUUUUGGAAAGAUUGCAUCACUAUCACUUCCACCAUGUUUAGUUGAGAGAUACAGCGUGAAAAUAGGCCCUUUGGCCCCCACCACUGAUACGCACUGACCAGCGAUUUCUCCGCGGAUUUUGAAAUACCAAGCCAAUUAACCUGCAAACCUGUACGUCUUCGGAGUGUGGGAGGAAACUGAAGAUCUCGGAGAAAACCCACAUGGUCAGAUGGAGAACGUAUGAACUCCGUGUAGCUAGCACACGUAGUCGGGAUGGAACCCGGGUUACUGGCAACUCUACUGCUGUGCCACUGUGUUCUUGCAGAGUGUUUGCAGUGUACCCCUUGGUUUGAUCUAAUUUAGUAUUGGCAGCAAUUCUGCAAGCUAAUUCUUUUUGCUUUAAUAUUCUGUAGUUUAUUGCUUAUACUGAAAUGUAAGGUGAUUAUUUUCCCAUAAAAUAAACAAUAGGCUGUGAUUGUUAUAAAUUGUCCAAUUAGAAAACU